AUGAGCGGAUCUUCACCGUUGGCACCUAACACACCUUCAACACCUGUAUUGUCUGCAGCCAUCACCACAGGAUUAUCAUUUAAACGUCAUUACCGGCCUUAUUUUACCAAAAGACAACUUGCAACAUUAAACAGUUUGAAGAAAAAUGGUGCAAUGACAGUAAAAGAAAUCAACACACGUCAUGCCAGUUGUAAAUUCAUUCAGGAUAUUGGAAAAAAGUUAGGAUUUCCUCAAAAAACAAUAAGCACCUCACAAGCUUUAUAUCAUCGAUUUUCACUUUAUUACUCAACUAGAGAUUAUUCAGCACAGGAUAUUAGUGUGACAUGUAUAUUUGUCGCAUCGAAAAUAGAGGAGACCACCAAAAAAUUAAAAGACAUCUUGGUUGCAGUGCACAGUGUUAAAUACCCCGACAGUAAAGAAUUAGAACCUGAACAGGUCUCAGAGGAACGUAGACGUAAAAUUAUUGGUUAUGAAAAAAUGUUAUUGGAAACCCUUUGCUUCGAUUUUCAACUAAGGCAUCCGUUUGAGUAUGUGAUCAAGUUUAUUAAAUGGAUACAAGAUAGUAAAAGAUUAGCCAAGAAGGCAUACCAGCUGGCUGUCGACAGUUUUAAAACUAUACUCUGUGUAGAAUAUCCUGCUCAUACUAUAGCUGCUGGUUGUAUUUAUUUAGCUUCGCGUUUGUUAAAGGAGCAAGACGCUACAUUUCAAGAGUUACCAGAAUCAGAGCCUUGGGAUCAAUACUUUUUAUCUCGUAUGGAGGAUAUCGAAGGUAAAUCAUCUCCGGGUGGAUCAGAGUUAAUUCUAGGACAAAGCUAA
Mucor mucedo is the source of this 816-nucleotide messenger RNA. Its product is annotated as cyclin-like protein. The record is from RefSeq and is a predicted model, not a curated record. Gene Ontology annotation, molecular function: cyclin-dependent protein serine/threonine kinase activator activity. The transcript has 4 exons. Bases 1 to 816 code for a protein of 271 amino acids. Lineage: Eukaryota; Fungi; Mucoromycota; Mucoromycetes; Mucorales; Mucoraceae. Gene Ontology annotation, cellular component: nucleus; cyclin/CDK positive transcription elongation factor complex. Gene Ontology annotation, biological process: regulation of transcription by RNA polymerase II; positive regulation of DNA-templated transcription, elongation.